Messenger RNA from Sphaerulina musiva SO2202, 276 nucleotides. Its product is annotated as mitochondrial intermembrane space translocase subunit Tim10. Gene Ontology annotation, cellular component: mitochondrial inner membrane. Bases 1 to 276 code for a protein of 91 amino acids. The record is from RefSeq and is a predicted model, not a curated record. Lineage: Eukaryota; Fungi; Ascomycota; Dothideomycetes; Mycosphaerellales; Mycosphaerellaceae. Gene Ontology annotation, biological process: protein insertion into mitochondrial inner membrane. The transcript has 2 exons.
AUGUUCGGCUUCGGAGGCAGGGCGCCGCCAUCGUCAGCGGAGAAGAUUGCCGCAGCAGAGGCUGAGAUCGAGAUGGUCUCCAACAUGUUCAACCAGCUCGUGGACACAUGCACCAAGAAGUGCAUCCCCAACACCUACCGCGAGGGCGAACUCAACAAGGGCGAGUCCGUCUGUCUGGACCGCUGUGUCUCCAAGUUCUUCGAGGUGAACAUCAAAGUGUCCGAGAAGAUGCAGGGAGAAGCGGCCGCAAAGCAGGGCGGAAUGCUGCAUAAUUAG